Penicillium riverlandense is the source of this 2016-nucleotide messenger RNA. RefSeq names its product fungal specific transcription factor domain-containing protein. Gene Ontology annotation, biological process: DNA-templated transcription. The transcript has 3 exons. The record is from RefSeq and is a predicted model, not a curated record. The coding region runs from base 1 to 2016 and encodes 671 amino acids. NCBI's taxonomy places the organism in Eukaryota, Fungi, Ascomycota, Eurotiomycetes, Eurotiales, Aspergillaceae. Gene Ontology annotation, molecular function: zinc ion binding; DNA binding.
AUGGAGUUUAGGGCUCCCUCUGUCUCGUAUGCGCUAGGUCUUCAAGAUCGCCUGAAAUCCCAGGAAGCAAUAUUGAAGCAGCUGCACGAUGCUGCCACCAACGAAGAGAAAUCACAGCUUUUAGAGGAGUACUUUAACAACAGUAACGCGUCGUACAAACCUCGGAGAGCCUCACAGGCAAAUUCACAUAUGAAUUCCCACCAGGAUAGAGCUGACCCUCGGGCCGCUGCCAAUGUUGAGGUCGACGACUCGUCCGAGGAUGAAGUCACGGAGCUACUCAAUGAAACAACUGUUGGGGAAGAUGGACGUAUCUAUUUUUAUGGGCGUACCAGUCACUAUCACCUACAUCCGGCGCAGAUCUGCGAAUCCGGCGCUGCGGAGAGAGGACUAUCUGAGGCUAUACGAUACCGAUCCGCUAUCCACAAAGAUCCAUCUCCAGGAACAAGUCCACAAACAGAUUGGGGAUCUAUAUUCACAACAGAUAUCUCUCAGGAGCUAGUCAGUGACCUUAUACAUUCAGGGCCGUAUGUGACAGUCUUCCUUCUCAACUGCACGCUGGCCCAAGCCGCUCGUUUCUCAGAUCGGCAAGACGCGUCCGAUCUCAGCGCAUAUUUUGCCAAAAAGGCACUCAACGAGCUAGCAGAAGAGAUUGAUCGUGGAUCGUCCAUUCCGACUUUACAAGGGUUAUUAAUUCUAUCAGCAAGAGAAUGCGCUGCAGGACGAACAUCUCAAGGAUGGCUGUUCUCAGGCAUGGCAUUCCGUAUGAUGCGCGAUCUCGGAAUCCAUAUCCAUCCAAAAUCCCUAAGCCACCUUGAGGGCCAGUUUUCACUGGAAGAUCUAGCCCUUCGCCAACAGAUCUUUUGGAGUUGCUAUACUUGGGAUAAGACUAUGAGUCUGUGUCUUGGUCGAGCGCCAACCAUACAUGAAACGAUGCCCGUUCCUAGCCCGGAGACCUGGCUUGACGAAGAACCAGAAAACGAAACCUGGUCCCCUCAUUUUCGCUCCUCAAUUCCUUCAGAUGUAGGGUGCAUAUCCCAAAGGUCAUACACCAACAGUCGAUUUUCCGCCUAUUGCACUCUUUGCAUCAUAAUAGAUGACGUGCUGGACACAUUGUAUUCCCGACCACAUCACGCCGGAAGUCAUCUGAACGGCUAUUUAGAUCGGAUCAUGGGUAAACUCGAAGACUGGUCCAAAGAGCUCCCCUCUCAUCUAUACAUCGCUAAAAAUGACCGGAUCAUAUCAUGCCCUCCUCUCCAUAUUCUUCUCCUCAACCUUCUCUAUCAUGCUACCAUUAUUUUACUCUGUCGCCCAUAUCGAACCCAAGAUUCGUCCGCGAGGGCAACGGCAACAAAAGCUGCGGAGAUGAUUGACCGCCUGCUAACACUACAUGUCCGACGAUUUGGUUUCAGAGUCCUCACGUACCUCGAGACAUAUACUGUUUUCGUCGGUGCCACAAUCAAUAUCUUGGAUCUCAAACAGUGUGAAGGUGAAGAAGCAGAAGCUGCUAAUGCUAGAUUGGCCUUCAGCAUGGAGGUUUUGCGAAAUGCUCAUAGCACUCCAUCCACUCUUAAAUGCGUCGAAAUCAUCGAACAAUGCCUGCGCAACGACAACCAGGCGACGAGUAAAGUCCAUAGUGAAGAGAGGAGGAACGGAGGAUCCAAAACUCCACAUUCCCUAGGCUCACCUCAGACUUCGAAUCAUGAGCCACGUCAACAGCAAAGAGCGCCCCAACUGGCAGUACCUCCAUCGCUUCCUGUCAAUAGCAGGCCGUCAUUUCUGGCGCCUCACGCCCAAUACCAAAAUCCGGUCAACAGCACGGCUAUAUACGAGUCAAACCAGUUGGGCACGGAUCCAAACGAGACAAUAUUAUCCAACGAAUCACCACCAAUGCAGACCAAUGAAGGUUUCCCCGUCGAUACGCCACUUCGAUGGUUGCCAGACAACGUGCGGGAUGACUGUACUUGGAUGAUGAUGGGAAUGGAUUUCGCCUAUCCUCAGGAUAUCUUGCGAAAUUAG